CAUACUAGUUGAAAGAGAUAUUUGCCAUGCUACUGUCGCCAGCAUGGAAUGCGGUGCCAACUCCCACCUAUUUCACUGGACGGCGCGGUGCUGUGCAGGUCUCUCCAGAUAGAUCCUGGCGACAGCCCAGUCGGGCGUGGCUGCUUUCCGUGUCAGCUUUGGGAGUCUUGAGGGGAAGAGUGCGCUUACGGAACAGCCGUGAUGCAAGGGAUGCAAUCAGGCAGUGCUUGCGAGAAAAUCGUACCAUGCCGGUCUUGCAAGCACUGCCAGAGGAUUCCCUGCAACAAAUAUUGGAUACUAUGCGGAGACUGGAACUGGAGCCCGGAGAGCACAUCUUUCAAAAGGGCCAGCCUGUUGAUGCUGUCUACGUGGUUGAAUCCGGUGAGUUGAGUGUAGUCAAGCCGUUGAAGCAUGAUGAAGAGGAAGAAAUCGAAGCUACGUCUUUGGGGCCUGGUUCGUAUAUUGGCGAGCUUGGGCUGUUUUAUGAUCGCACCUGCAUGGAAAGUGUCCGAGUUCGUGGUGACACGCCAGCUACUUUGUGGCAACUGCGGAGAGAGGACUUCUAUAACAUCAUCGACCGCCUAGCUGCAGAUGCCGAAGACUCAAAGGACGAAUGCGAGAUUGUGGACCUCGAGGCGGAACCUCCCUCGAUCUUCGUAGUGUCUGAUGGGUCCGGCUAUUCAGCUGGGGGGGCAGUGAGCCUGGCUUUGAAGCAAUUUGAAUACAGGUACACUGGUACAUGCCAGGGCGUUGACGUCACUAACUUUCCAUACAUCCGGUACAAGGGUGAGAUUGCUGAAGUGGCUCGUCGUGCCCGACACGAAGAUGCACUAAUUGUGUACACGUUGAUGCGGGAGGAGCCACGGAACGCAAUGAUUGAAGAGGUGCAACGAGCCAAAGAGAGCGAUAAACCGCUCCGUGCCGUUGACCUGUACGAGCCACUGCUGAUGUCCAUGGAGGAUUUGCUCGGAAUCCCCCGCAAGUCCGAGGUACGCGCUACUUUGCGAUCGCGGCUUUCAGACGAAUGCAUCAACAUGGUGGAGGCCAUUGAGUUUACUCGGAAGCUGGAUGAUGGAAGGCAUCCAGAGCUUUGGUCACAAGCCGACAUCAUUCUGAUUGGACUUUCCCGGGCAGGAAAGACUCCCUUGUCGUUCUUCCUGGCCCAGCGGGGCUUCAAAGUUGCGAACUAUCCUGUGAUCCCGGAUGAGGAGCCCCCAGAGGACCUCUUCAACCCGGAACAUCAGCAGAAGUGCGUGGCUCUCACAAUCCAGGCACAGCGCUUGCAUGCUGUCCGCCAAGCCCGGAUGACGGCCUAUGGAUCUGCCAAGUCGAUGUAUUCUUCAUUGGAGAACUGCCGGAAAGAGGUGAACUGGCUGAAGACCUUUUACAUGCGGAAAGGUCCUCGCUGGCCGGUGAUCGACACCACUAAUGGCGGCGUGGAGGAGACGGCGGCGAAGGUAUUGAAGAUCUUGCAGAACCUGAAAGGUGUGGAGAAGGCUACCGGCCAGUUUGCAAACCCUUCAAUCGAAUGAUCUGACCGGGUUCACCGGAGAUGUGAGGAUGUCUGCCCGUGCCACUUCAAAGAUGUGGCACAAAAUUGUUUGUCAAUAGAGCCACUCGGAUGCUUGUGAACAAUCCGUGGCAACGACAUCAGACCCAAGUUUUUAGAUUUGAUUGCUGCAAGGGAAGGAAUGCGCAAAAGAAGUUGCCGUGUGCCUUUCCUGGGGCUGAACCCACUGUGAGUGUGGACUUUGGCCACUUGAACAUCAAGCCGGAUCAGAGGC
Messenger RNA from Effrenium voratum, 1784 nucleotides. Lineage: Eukaryota; Dinophyceae; Suessiales; Symbiodiniaceae. The record is from the annotation of a GenBank genome assembly.